UUACAUCAAAGUUUCUCAUUUUAAUAAGGUGUACACAUUUGGUUGUAACGAUGAGGGAGCUCUUGGUCGAGUAACAGAUGGGAAAGAAGAAGCCGAAUUUAAGCCAGACAAAGUUGAAUUAACUGAAAAAGUGGUCCAAGUGUCUGCUGGAGAUUCUCAUUCUGCAGCACUAACAGAAACCGGGAAAGUCUUCAUGUGGGGAAACUUUAGGGAUUCCAGUGGUUCAAUAGGCCUCACCUCCUUUGGUCCCCAAAAGAAACCUGUCCCGAUACUUCCAGAGGUCACUGUAGUGAAGAUUGCUUCAGGCAGUGAUCAUUUGGCCUUGUUGGCCAAUGAUGGCAAGCUUUACACUUGUGGUUGUGGUGAACAAGGCCAACUUGGACGUAUUCCCCAGUAUUUCAGUGCACGAGGAGGCCGAAAGGGGCUAGGUUAUAUGUUGAACCCUGCCCAAGUUAAAGUUUCAAAGAGACAAGGCCGUGGUUAUGUUGACUUUGAUGAUGUUUGGACUGGUUCCUAUGUAACAUUUUGUCGGGAGAAAGAUAGUGGUGACAUCUAUGGCUUUGGACUGAAUAACUUUUACCAACUUGGUUUUGGUGACCCAGAGUCUCGUUUGUCCCCUGAAUUUAUUCAGUCCUUCUGGGGUAGAAGGUGGCAGUCUAUCAGUAGUGGCCAACACCAUACAAUAGCUCUAGAUGAUACUGGAUCUGUUUUUACCCUCGGAAGAAAGGAAUAUGGACGUUUGGGUCUUGGAGAGGACUGUCAUGAUCAAAGUUCUCCAACACUUGUUCCAGACCUGAAGGAAGUUGUGUGUUCUAAUAUAGCUGCUGGUAAUCUUGUAUCUUAUGCUGUAUCACAAAAUGGUGAUGUAUAUUCUUGGGGAAUGGGAACCAAUGGUCAGCUUGGACAUGGUGAUGAGGAUGAUGUUUUUAGCCCCCAAAAAAUUGGAGGAAAAGUAAUAUCCAGCAAAAAAUGUUUUAUAGUAUCGAGUGGAGGGCAACACACAAUAAUGGUUGCUGAUGAGCCAGCUUGUGUUCCUAAUAAUGAUAAGAAAUGACCUUAUUUUAAUUUUAGUGCCUUUUAUAUGUGAAAUGCAAGUAGAUUUUAAGACAAUGGAGAACUUAAAUGAAACUGUACUAUACAGGUUUGAAAAUUAAAUAAUUGUGUUCCU
Messenger RNA from Limulus polyphemus (Atlantic horseshoe crab), 1168 nucleotides. RefSeq names its product regulator of chromosome condensation-like (gene Rcc1). Gene Ontology annotation, cellular component: cytoplasm. The record is from RefSeq and is a predicted model, not a curated record. Gene Ontology annotation, molecular function: guanyl-nucleotide exchange factor activity. The annotation marks the transcript as partial. The transcript has 5 exons. NCBI's taxonomy places the organism in Eukaryota, Metazoa, Arthropoda, Merostomata, Xiphosura, Limulidae.